Puccinia graminis f. sp. tritici CRL 75-36-700-3 is the source of this 1250-nucleotide messenger RNA. RefSeq lists its product as uncharacterized. NCBI's taxonomy places the organism in Eukaryota, Fungi, Basidiomycota, Pucciniomycetes, Pucciniales, Pucciniaceae. The coding region runs from base 6 to 764 and encodes 252 amino acids. The record is from RefSeq and is a predicted model, not a curated record. The transcript has 5 exons.
UCAGCAUGCAUUCUCAUCUGGCCGUCCUCUUGGGCUCUCUCAACCUUGCCCUUGCACAAACUGCCCCGCCCGAUGCCCCAGUGCUCAAUACACCAUCGUCUGUUGUCCAAUGUUUGCCAACACUCUUGACCUUCCAUGGCGGUACUCCUCCCUACACGCUCACGGCAAUCCCCGCUGGUCAAGUCGGCGCACUCCCGCUAGCCGAUCUGGGCCCCCAAACCGGUGAGAGCUACACUUGGGUCACCAACUUGGCUGCCGGUACCGCUACCACCCUCCAGAUCCGUGACUCCAAAGGGAACAUCAACUACUCGCAGGCUGUCACCGUCCAGCCCAGCAGUGAUAGCAGUUGUUUGAAGUCUGGCAACAGCCCAUCCCCAACCACUCCCCCCUCAGGUUCACCCACCCCGCCAUCCACUGCUCCCCCCACGGUUUCAUCCGGAACUGCGAGUGCAAACCCCCCAAGCAAGGGUGGAAACAACACCGCCAGCACCCCCAGUGCUCAGCCCAACAAUACCACUCCUGCGACGAUGCCCAAUGGCACCAGCUCUGCCGGCAGCUCUACCAAUUCGAGCAAGGGCCCCUCGCCCUUCGUGCCCCCUUCCUCUACUACCACCCCCUCCACCAGCACUCCCGUCAACAACAACGCCAACACUCCUGCCAACAACGCUCCCGGUAGUGCCGCCUCGUCCGUCUCUGCUGUCAGCCAACAAGCCUUCUUCGCUGGGCUUGCCGUCGCUGCCUCAGUCCUGGCAGUCUUUGCUUAAGCAGACCUCACCUCCUGCUUCUUUAUCUCUUCUCCAUCUCUUUAUUAUUAUCAAUCAUGUGUCCCCUUAGCCAGCUCGAAGAUAGAUGCUCCUCACUUUGCAUCCCACAUCUUCAUACCUAGCCGAUGUUCGCCAUUUCUAACAUCUUAUAUCAAUUGCAACCUCUUCACCGCUCUUACAAUCUUUCAGUCUCUCUCCUGUGAUGCUUUAUUUUUUGUACCGAGACUGAUUGUACAACACUCGUCUCGCUCGGCUACACUUUCCCCAUCACCUGUUUUUUCUGCUUGAUCUCUCUUCUGAUGAUCUUCUUCAUAGUUGUUUAGUUUUUUCUUUUCUUUACGUCUCUUCCCACGUUGAUGAUCUGUUUUUCUUUUUCAUGCAUUUUAAAUUGGAUCAGUUGUUCGCUUGAUGAUCCAAUGUCGGGACCUCAAAACCGGUGACCCAUUGGAUGCCUCAUCGGCCAUGAGGAUCUCAUGAAGCAUUCGC